GUAUUGACAAGUUUGUUGUCCGAACAUUUCAGCUUGCCAUCACAUACCAUUGACGAACCUGGAUUCACUAAACUGUUAUCAUGUCGUCGGGAGCGGAGAAAAGGCUUGACAGCCGAAGGAAAAAGUUGGAAUUCAUGAUCAGAGACCCGAAGUCAGCGUUAAACUUGGAGAGUUUACUGGAGUCCAUGAAUGCCUUGGCCCUGGAUCUGGACUACCCGGCACUACGAAAAAACAAAAAUAUAGACGCCUUCUUAAACCGAUAUGAGAAGUCCAUGGUUAAGAUGCGUGACCUGCAGGUAAAGCUGGAGGACUUUGACAGGGUGAAGAUGAUCGGCAGAGGAGCCUAUGGAGAGGUCCGUCACAAGGCGUCUCAGAAGGUGUACGCCAUGAAAAAGCUGAGCAAGUUUGAGAUGAUCAAGCGCUCGGACUCUGCCUUCUUCUGGGAGGAGAGAGACAUCAUGGCUUUCUCCAACAGCCCCUGGGUCAUCCAGCUGUGCUGUGCUUUCCAAGAUGACCGCCACCUUUACAUGGUUAUGGAGUAUAUGCCCGGUGGAGACCUGGUCACCUUGACCAUGAACUAUGACAUUCCAGAGAAGUGGGCCCGAUUCUACACUGCCGAGGUGGUGCUGGCUCUAGAUACCAUACACUCUAUGGGUUUCAUCCACCGUGACGUGAAACCAGACAACAUACUGCUGGACCAAAAUGGCCACCUCAAGCUGGCUGACUUCGGCACCUGCAUGAAGAUGGACUCGAUGGGCAUGGUCCACUGUGACACGGCGGUGGGGACUCCGGACUACAUCUCCCCCGAGGUGCUCAAUUCUCAGGGGGGCGACGGCUACUAUGGCCGCGAGUGUGACUGGUGGUCUGUGGGGGUCUUCAUCUUUGAGAUGCUGGUGGGUGACACCCCAUUUUAUGCCGAGUCACUAGUAGGAACGUAUGGGAAGAUCAUGGAUCACAAGAAUAACCUUAACUUCCCAGACGAUGUGCAGAUGUCCAACGAUGCCAAGGACCUCAUCUGUGCCUUCCUGUCUGACAGGGAGGUGCGUCUGGGGAGGAAUGGCGUGGAGGAGAUCAAGAGACACCCCUUCUUCAGGAAUGACCAGUGGACCUUCCACACCAUCCGACAGACCGUGGCCCCAGUUGUACCAGAGCUGAGCAGUGACAUAGACACCAGUAACUUUGACGAGAUUAAGGAUGACAAAGGCGACGUGGAGACCUUUCCCACACCAAGGGCCUUUGUGGGCAACCAGCUGCCAUUCGUGGGCUUCACCUACUUCAAGGAAGACCAGCUGCUGAGAGGUGGGAAUACAGGGAUAUCUGUGGAGGACUCUGAAGACUGUAAGGAUAGCUCUGAGGAAAAAGUGGACAGCAUCAAAGGAGAGCUACAAAAUAAACUCCAUUGUCUGGAGGAGCAGCUCAACCAUGAGAUGCAGGCCAAAGACGACCUCGAGCACAAGUGCAAGACUACCACUAGCCGUCUAGAGAAGCUGGUCAAAGAGAUCGACGAGGAGAUGAACAGCAGGCAGAGAGUGGAGUCAUCGCUGAGGCAGCUGGAGAGAGAGAGGGCCCUGCUGCAGCACCAGAGUGCUGAGAACCUCCGCAAGGUGGAGAUGGAGGCAGGCAGGAAACGCAGCCUCGAGAAUGAGCUAAAUGGCCUGCGGGACCAGCUUGAAGAGCUGAAGAAGAGGAACCAGAACUCUCAGCUCUCCAACGAGAAGAACAUCCACCUGCAGAGACAGCUGGAGGAGGCGACAGCGGUGCUGGCUGAGGAGCAGGAGGCGGCGGGGCGGCUGCGGAGGAGCCAGUCAGAGGCCCAGAAGCAGGCCCAGGCCUUGGAGUUCAACCUCAGGGAGCUGGUGGACAACUGCACCCAGCUGGAGAACGCCAAGAUGGGCCUGGAGCAGCAGCUUAUGGGUCUGCAGGCCGACCUGGAGGCCGAGAGGCGGGACCGCAGCCUCGGGACAGAGAUUAUACUGGACCUGCAGGGGCAUAUCCAAGUUCUGGAGGCAGAGGUGAAGCAUGUGAAGGGUUCUCUCUCCAAUUCACAGAUGGAGAAGAGGCAGCUACAGCAUAGGCUCACUGACAUGGAAAAGGAGAAGAGCAACCAGGAGAUUGACCUGGCGUUCAAGCUCAAGUCACUGCAGCAGAGCUUUGACGCGGAGCGGGCAGAGCACAAGGUCACCAAGACACGCCUGGCUGACAAGAACCAGAUCUACGAGUCCAUUGAAGAAGCCAAGUCUGAGGCCCUGAAAGGGAUGGAGCGGACGCUGCAGGAGGAGCGGAGACACAAGCUGCAGUUGGAGUCCAGGCUGCUGCACCUGGAGAAGGAGCACUCCAUGCUGAACUGUGACUACAAGCAGUCUGAGCACAAACUGGAUGAGCUGCGCACGCACAAGGACAAACUCGCUGAGGAGGUGAAGAACCUGAGCCUGUGUAUGGAACAGGAGGAGAAAAAGCGCAUGCUGAGCCAGAAUGACCUGAAAGUCCAGAUCCAGCAGGUGACUGCUCUGUGCUCCUCGGAGAAGCAGCUGAAGCAGGAGCUCAACCACCUGCUAGACAUGAAGCACAGCCUGGAGAAACAGAACCAGGAGCUACGCAGGGAGAGACAGGAGACUGACGGACAGCUGAAGGAGAUGAAGGACCAGCUGGAGGCUGAACAGUAUUUCACGACCCUGUACAAGACCCAGAUCCGGGAGCUGAAGGAGGAGUGUGAUGAGAGGAACAAGCUGUAUAAGGACAUUCUGCAGAGACUGGAGGAGUACCAGGAGGAAAGAGAUUCCCUGGCAGCACAGCUGGGGGCGAGCCUAACCAAGGUGGACUCUGAACAGCUGGCGCGCUCCAUCGCCGAGGAGCAGUACUCCGAUCUGGAGAAGGAGAAGAUCAUGAAGGAGCUGGAGAUCAAGGACAUGAUGGCCCGACACAGGCAGGAGCUAGGGGACAAGGAGGCCACCAUCGGCUCGUUGGAGGAGUCCAACCGCACCCUGACCGUGGAUGUGGCCAACCUGGCCAAUGAGAAAGAGGAGCUCAAUAACCAACUGAAGGAGAUGCAGCAACAGCUCCAGAAGGCCAGGGAGGAGGAGAGACAUAUGAACAGUGUGAAGAUGUCCUUCGAGAAGAGUCUGCAGACGGAGAGAACACUUAAGAUACAGGCGGUCAACAAGCUGUCUGAAAUCAUGAACCGGAGGGAGACGAUGCGUGCGGGUCACCGCCACGAUGACACCCUGGACAUGCGCAGGAAGGAGAAGGAGAACAGGAAGCUACAGCUGGAGCUGAGAUCGGAGAAGGCGAAACUCAACAGCACCAUCAUAAAGUACCAAAGAGAGAUAAACGAUAUGCAGGCGGUGUUAUCUGACGAGAGCCAGGUGCGCAUGGAGCUCCAGAUGGCCUUGGACAGUAAGGACAGUGACAUUGAGCAGCUGCGCUGUCAGCUGACCUCUCUUAGCAUCCACUCUAUGGACUCCACCAGCAUCAGCAGUAGUAACGACAUGGACGACAGCGGUUACCCAGAUACCAGGCUGGAGGGCUGGCUAUCACUUCCUGUGAAGAACACCAAGAGAUUUGGAUGGGAUAGAAGGUACGUGGUGGUAAGCAGUAAGAAGAUUUUGUUCUACAAUAGUGAUAUGGACCGAGAGCAGUCCAACCCCUACAUGAUCCUAGACAUUGAUAAGCUGUUCCACGUCCGACCAGUCACUCAAACAGACGUGUACCGUGCUGACACCAAAGAAAUCCCCAGGAUAUUCCAGAUCCUUUACGCCAAUGAGGGCGAGAGCAAGCGGGAGCAGGAGUUUGCGGUGGAGCCGCUGGCGCUGGCGGGCGAGCGCUCGUCCUACGUUAAGCACAAGGGUCAUGAGUUUAUCCCCACUCUCUACCACCUGCCGUCGAGCUGUGAGGCAUGCACGCGGCCCCUGUGGAACGUGUUCAAGCCGCCGCCCGCGAUGGAGUGCCGCCGCUGCCACACCAAGUGCCACAAGGACCACUUAGACCGGAAUGAGGAGGCCAUUGCCCCCUGCAGGGUGAACUACGACAUUUCCACGGCCAAAGACCUACUCCUAUUGGCCGGCUCUCAGGAGGAGCAGCAGCGAUGGGUCAGCCGGCUAAUCAGACGCAUCCCGAGGAAACCCGCCUCCGUGGCCCAAGCCCCCGAGCCACCCUCCCACUCCUCCCCCGACUCUCCCCUGGCGCCUCCCCCCGCAACUCUCCAAGCCUGUCCCCCCACCGCGGAGCCAUCAAGGUCCAGCCCAGUCGCCAGCAGACUCAGCCUGCAGGGAGGCCCAGCUUACCUCUAUAAUACAAUGGUUUGGUGUAUCCUCUCACAUCAUGUGGACUUUGACUGGAGCCUGGACACACAGUGGAACACACAUCUACUUGACUUGUUCACAAAUGGCACCCUAUGGCUCUGGUCAAAAGUUGUGCACUCUAUAGGGAGUAGGGUGCCAUUUGAGACACACCCAAAGACUGCAAAACGCCAAGCAUUUACAAAUCUUUUAUGGGAAGAGGGUAAAGGGUAAUGUUGCAUUUACAGUGUCUUCGGAAAAUACUCAGACCCUUGACUUUUUCCAUAUUUACGUUACAGCCUUAUUCUAAAAUGGAUUAAAUAAAUAAAUCCUCAGCAAUUUACACACAAUACCCCAGAAUGAUGAAGCAAAAACAGGUUUUUAUACAUUUCUGCAAAUGUAUUAAAGAUUAAAAACAGAAACCUUAAUUACAUAAAUAUUUAGACCCUUUGCAAUGAGAUUUGAAAUUGAGCUCAGGUGCAUCCUGUUUCCAUUAAUCAUCUUUGAUGUUUCUACAACUUGAUUGGAAUCCACCUGUGGUAAAUUCAAUUGAUUGGACAUGAUUUGGUAAGGCACACACCUGUCUAUAUAAGGUCCCACAGUUGACAGUGCAUGUCAGAGUAAAAUUCAAGCCGUGAGGUCAAAGGAAUUGUCUGUAGAUCUCUGAGACAGGAUUGAGUCGAGGCAUAGAUCUGGGGAAGGGUACGAACACAUUUCUACAGCAUCGAAGGUCCCCAAGAACACAGUGGCCUCCCUUCUUAAAUAGAAGAAGUUUGGAACCAGCAAGACUCUUCCUAGACCUAGCAGCCCAGCCAAACUGAACAAUCGGGGGAGAAGGGCCUUGGUCAGGUAGGUGAACAAGAAACCGAUGGUCACUCUGACAGAGCUCCAGAGUUCCUCUGUGGAGAUGGGAGAAACUUCCAGAAGGACAACCAUCUCUGCAGCACUCCACCAAUUUGUCCUUCAUGGUAGAGUGGCCAGAUGGAAGUCACUCCUCAGUAAAAAGUUCAUGAUAGCCUGCUAGGAGUUUGCCAAAAAGCACACAAAGAACUCUCAGACCAUGAGAAACAAGAUUUUCUUGUCUGAUGAAACCAAGAUUGAACUUUUUGGCCUGAAUGCCAAGCGUCAUGUCUGGAGGAAACCUGGCACCAUCCCUACGGUGAAGCAUGGUGGUGGCAGCAUCAUGCUGUGGGGAUGUUUUUCAGCGACAGGGAAUUAGAGACUAGUCAGGAUCGUGGAAAAGAUUAACAGAUCAAAGUACAGAGAUCCUUGAUGAAAACCUGUUCCAGAUUGCUUAGGACCUCAGACUGGGGCGAAGGUUCACCUUCCAACUGGACAAUGAUCCUAAGCACUCAGCCAAGACAACGCAGGAGUGGUUUCGAGGCAAGUUUAUGAAUAUCCUUGAGUGGCCCAACCAGAGCCUGGACUUGAACACGAUAGAACAUCUCUGGAGAGACUUGAAAAUACCUGACAGAGUUUGAGAGGAUCUGCAGAGAAGAAUGGAAGAAAUUCCCCAAAUACAGGUGUGCCAAGCUUGUAGCGUCAUACACAAGAUGACUCAAUGCUGUAAUCCCUGCCAAAGGUGCUUCAACAAAGUACUGACUAAAGGGUCUGAAUUCUUAUGUAAAUGUGAUUUAUUUUUUACAAAUUAGCAAGCAUUUCUAUACCUGUUUUUGCUUUGUCAUUAUGGGGUAUUGUGUGUUGAUGAGGGAAAAAAACAAUUUAGUCCAUUUUAGAAUGAGGCUGUAUCGUAACAAAAUGUGGAAAAAGUCAAGGGGUCUGAAUACUUUCCGAAAGCACUGUAUGUAAGCACUGCAGUCUGACUCACAUCUGUCUCAGUAAACCAAAUUGUUUCACAUUUUGCCUUAUACAGUGUUCUGGCCCCAGAUCUCAUUGUGCUGUCCAUUGCUGUGUCAUUGUUACACCAAUGGCACAAACAGAUCUGUGACCAGCCUUUAUACCGUAUUCAUGUCACAGCAAAUGUCUAUUUCAUCACUUCAUGGAAUCAAAUACUUUGCUCUACAACUGCCUUAUUUUAUGAAUGAUUCCUGCCAUGAUUAAAUACAUAGACAUACACUGAGUGUACAAAACAUUAAGGACACCUUCCUAAUAUUGAGUUGCGCCCCCUUUUGCCAUCAGAACAGCUUCAAUUCGAUGAGGCAUGCUCUCUACAAAGUGUCAAGCGUUCCACAUGGAUGCUGUCCAUGUUGACUCCAAUGCUUCCCACAGUUGUGUCAAGUUGGCUGGUAGUGGAUCUCUACUCUGAAUAGCUUGAUUCAUCUCAUUCCACAGAUGCUCAGUUGGAUUGAGAUCUGGUGACUGGGCAGGCCACUGCAGUAAGCUGAAUUUGUGUAUGCCUAUUUUGUCCUCUUUCAGUUCUUGACACACUCAAACUGUGCACCUAGCACCUACUACCAUACCCUGUCCAAAGGCACUGAAAUCUUUUGUCUUUCUCAUUCACCUUCUGAAUAGCACACGUCUCGAUUGUCUCAAUGCUCAGAAAUCCUUCUUUAACCUGUCUCUUCCCUUUCAUCUCCACUGAUUGAAGUGGAUUUAACAGGUGACAUCAAUAAGGGAUCAUAGAUUUCACCUGGUCAGUCUAUGUCAUGGAAAGAGGUGGUCCUUAUGUUUUGUACAUUCAGUGUAUAUCUACCCGUAUUUAACAUAGAAAUAGAAUGAAUGGCCGCAUAACGUUAUUGCUUAAUAGACCUGAAUGGGGGAAUCCGUUCUAUUCAUUCUGAUUCUAUGGUCUUUACAUGCCUGGAUGAUCCUCAGCAACUAUUUGAUUGUAGAUGGUGUUGUAUUAAGUAUGUUUGUGAGAGUGUAUUGCCACAUAAAGAUAUGUGACAAUUGUAUUUCCCUGUAAUUUUACAAGAUGGGCUAUGUAUGAAGAAAAAACUGGGCAAGAUUGAAAUCUGGGGUCAGUCCACAAUUGAUAUUCAGAUGGGUGCAUUGCUUCAUUCAAAUCAGUAUGUGUGUUGUAGCCUGAUCCCAGGUCUGUUUGUGCUGUCUUGCCAACAACAACGACAAUAGGAGCAAGACCGCGCAAACAUCUGGGUCCAGGCUAAAGUGUUUGUCUUUAUGACAAAAUAAGGUAAGCCAUGAUGUACAAUAUGGGAAUAUUAUUUCGCAGUCGCCCCAAUCAUAUAGAGUAAAGUUGUCCCUAGAUGCAUUUCCCCCAAUAAAGGAUUAUGGGAGGGAGGGAAAGCUGAUCCUAGAUCUGUCACUAGCAGAAACUUCACCCCGGAGGUUCUCACUCCUCAGUUCACAGGCUUCUGUAAACUAUGGUGACCCUCAGACAGAACUGUAUCAAUAUAAUUUUGUAUUGUACCAUAUGGCUGCCUGUCCACUACAUAGCUUUAAAAAAAAAUCAACUGUACUCUUUAAGACAUCAACAGAGAAUAUGUAUUUAUUGUGCAUUUACUUGUAUUGCUUAUCAUUUUGCUUUGGAAAAGACUUUUCCGUUAAGACAAUCUAUCCUUUUUCCAAACACUAUGUUCUGGGACCAGAAUGUGUUAUUAAGACAAAGACCAGUGGAUAAGACUCUGUUUGUGGUUUCACAAGUCAGGGACAUACUCAUCAGGGCAGGCAACAAAAAACAUUUUAUUUUUUUUCCAAAUUCAGAUGAGCGUUUCUUAUUGGACAAGUACAGUUAGUCCCUCCGUUUCAGUCCGUUUUCUGUCAUUUGGUGCCUAAAGAACAUGACCCAGGUGACUGACUCUCCUCUCCAAAGCUCAUUCCACCUUUUUGACACCUCUUCUGUAGUGGAAUAUCAUGGCCAGCACAAAUCCAUUGAGCGAUGACAAGACAGCAAACCGAGUAAGAACUGAACGAAUUAAAGAACCAAGCGUUACAAACUGAUCACAGUAUGAGCUCAUUUCCUAAUGUUUAUAACCACUGAAACUUAUCUUCUAUGUCUAUUGCAUAGAUCAGACAAAGACAUAGAGUUCGUUAGAGGAUGCAC
Molecule: messenger RNA, 8238 nt
Organism: Oncorhynchus masou masou (cherry salmon)
Lineage: Eukaryota; Metazoa; Chordata; Actinopteri; Salmoniformes; Salmonidae
Product: rho-associated protein kinase 2-like
Exons: 32
Coding region: 81-4508 (1475 amino acids)
Biological process (GO): mitotic cytokinesis; peptidyl-threonine phosphorylation; actomyosin structure organization
Cellular component (GO): centrosome; cytoskeleton; cytoplasm
Molecular function (GO): ATP binding; small GTPase binding; Rho-dependent protein serine/threonine kinase activity
Source: RefSeq, a predicted model, not a curated record